This is a messenger RNA of Protobothrops mucrosquamatus (brown spotted pit viper), 1089 nucleotides long. RefSeq lists its product as uncharacterized. The record is from RefSeq and is a predicted model, not a curated record. Bases 1 to 1089 code for a protein of 362 amino acids. NCBI's taxonomy places the organism in Eukaryota, Metazoa, Chordata, Lepidosauria, Squamata, Viperidae. The transcript has 3 exons. Gene Ontology annotation, biological process: DNA integration. Gene Ontology annotation, molecular function: nucleic acid binding.
AUGCCAUUAAAGGCCAACGGGGAAGUGCAAAUAUGUGCUGACUAUAAGUGCACCCUCAACAGGGCACUUCAACAGCACAUGUACCCUGUGCCAGUUGGGUGCAUCCUUUGGGGAAGUAGUGUCAUAGUCCUGAGCUCUUCAAGGCCCAGGGUCCUAGAGUCUCUGCACGAGGGUCAUCCAAGAAUAGUCCGGAUGAAGGCACUUGCGAGGAGCUACCUUUGGUGGCCAGGGCUAGAUAAAGCCAUCGAGGCCCAAGUACAUGGUUGCUACACAUGCCAGCAAUCCAGACCGGAGAUGCCGCAAGCCCCUGUCCACCGAUGGGAGGACACACACACACCGUGGUCAAGAAUCCACAUCGAUUUUGCCGGGCCCUUUCAGGGACAGCUGUUUCUAAUAGUGGUAGAUAGCCAUUCUAAAUGGUUAGAGGUCGCACCAGUCCCUACUAUGACUACUGCCAGGACCAUCCAGGAACUGCGCAGAAUCUUUGCAACACACGGACUUCCAGACAUGUUAGUCUCUGAUAAUGGGGCUCAGUUUACCGCUUCUGAAUUCCAGUCUUUCCUCAGGGCAAAUCUAAUACGGCACGCCAUACUGGCAGAUUUUCUACUCUGCCAACGCACAACUCCCUGUACCACCACGGGCAGAAGCCCUGCCGAACUCAGAUGGGGCCGUUUGAUCACCAAGCUGCACAGGCUGCACCCCGACCGGGUUGCCUCGGACUCUGCUCAGCCAAAGGCACCUCAGAAUUUGCAAGUGGGUGACUGGGUUUGGACCCGGAAUUACGGGCAAGGGGCUUUGUGGGUGGCAGCCGUGGUUGUUAAGGUGUCGGGACCACUCUCUUAUGAGGUGGUCCUGGAAGAUGGGCGAGUCAUUCGCCAGCACAUUGACCAGCUGCGUUGGAGGCUAGCGAACCAGUCGCUGGCUCAGGCCUCUCAAGAGGGCCGCAUGCAAGGGCCGUGCGACAGCAGCCCAACAGAGGAGCUUGCACGCUCCAACAGAACUCUUACUCAAGGAGACGGGGAAAAGGCCGUAGGAGAGCUUCCCCCAGACAGACAGUAUCCGCUGAACAGGACCGGCAAACUGCGCUGA